CAUCAAAUCGAGUGAAACGUAUAAUGAUAGAAAUUCUAAUUAUUUUUGUUUAUUUUGCAGGUUAUAAAUGUGGACAGCCAAAUACCAACCAUGGAGUAGAGAAUUUAAACUUAAUUUCACGAAUUGUUGGUGGACAGGAGUCCAAAUAUGGAGAUCAUUGCUGGCAGGUUUCUUUGCAAAGAGAUGGCCACCAUAUCUGUGGAGGCUCCAUCAUCACUAGAAAGUGGAUCCUAACAGCAGCCCACUGUUUUCCAAAAGACCUUAACAAGAUACUGAAGUCACUGCGAGUAUCCAUUGGAGACCAUGACCUUUCCAUCAAGGAAAAAUGGGAGCAAAAACUUUCAGUGAAACAAGUCAUAUGCCACACAAAAUUUGACCCUUUUAAUCCAUUUAGCUAUGACAUCGCCAUGCUGGAGCUGGAGAAAGAAAUUAAUUUCAAUGACAAAGUGCGACCCAUAUGUCUACCUAAUGCCAAUGACAAUUUUGCACCAGGAACACUCUGCACUGUAACCGGAUGGGGGCGUCUGAAAGAAAAUGGACCACUUCCCACGAAGUUACAUGAGGUCCAGUUGGCAAAGCUUGAGGACAAAAGGUGCGGCAGUGUGCUGUCGACUCUGAGGAAGUCAAAGGGACACACGGUGUUUUGCGCUGGCUUUGAAGAAGGAGGUAAAGAUGCUUGCCAGGGAGAUUCUGGAGGCCCCAUUGUUUGCCCGAGGGAAACGGGCGCACUGGUACUUGCUGGCAUCACAUCAUGGGGUAUGGGCUGUGCUCGUGAGUGGGCGAAUAAUGCAGCCAAACCGAAGAUAAAACAAGGAUCUCCAGGAGUCUUUACCGACCUCAAGUUAUUCUUAACCUGGAUUUAUGAAAUCCUAAAUCAAGGGACUGAGAAUCAAAGGAAGUCAGCAUCAAAGCUGUGCAGUUCCGUGGAUGGUGGGCUUACAGGAACAGCGGGACACAUCGACUACCCUGGCGCACCACAGCAGCACUAUGGAAACAAUGAAAUGUGUGUCUGGUCUAUAAAUGUUCCAGAUGGCAAGCAUAUACUGCUGGAGUUUUCGAAAUUUGACCUGGAAGCAGAGGCUACUUGCAGCGCUGACUCUCUAAUGAUCUUAACUAGCAACAACAUAUUGAUUGGGCAGUUUUGUGGCAGGAAUAAUCCUCUGCCCAUGCUCAUUGAAUCAAAUAAAGUCUUCUUGAAGUUCACAUCUGACUUUAGUGAAUCAAGGACAGGAUUCUCUUUGACCUUCAAGGCUGUGGCGCCACAUUCUCAAGCAGAUUCUGGCUGUGGAUCAGUCGCUGUGCUCUUGACGGAAGGCACCAUUCAGACCCUGCACUACCCAAGGCUGUAUGAGUCGAGGUCGCACUGCCACUGGAUUAUCCAAGCUCCCAAGGACCACAUCAUCAAGCUCAGCUUUGAGGAUUUUGAACUGGAGCCUUCGGACGACUGCACCUACGACUCGCUGAAAGUUUACGGGGAUGCAGUAGAAUCUCAAGAACUAGCGGCCUUGUGUGGUCUAGAAAUCCCCCCUCCUGUGGUCAGCGUUCAGAAUUUGAUGGUUCUGUACUUUAAGUCUGAUGUCACCUAUGCAUAUCGGGGCUUCCGUGCAAAUUUCUCCUUCCAUGCUGUGGAACCAAAUUUAGAUUAUGGAAAACUGGAUCAAAGUGACGCUCUCAUUAGCCAUACAACAGAACAUCCGUUUCCUGUUGAUUUGUGUGGAAUUCCCUCAGCUCCUGUAAGACUUGCUUACCAUCGCAUUGCCGGUGGGGAGGAGGCCAUUCCUACCUUCUGGCCUUGGCAAGUCAGUCUGCGUGUUGUACAUGAACAUCUCUGUGGAGGAGCCAUUAUUGGUCCAAAAUGGAUCAUAACAGCAGCCCACUGUGUUUACAACAGGAAAGAUUAUGUAAAACUCAUGGCGGUAGUUGCUGGAGACCAUGAUAUUCUGAAUGAAGAUGCAAGUGAGCAGAAGCGUUCAGUGAAGAAGGUUAUCAUUCACCCACGCUACAAUGACUCCACUCUGGAUUACGACCUGGCCUUGCUCUUGCUGGAAGAUGCUUUACAGUAUAAUAAAAAUGUCCGCCCAGUGUGCCUUCCUCAUGCCAACUGGACUCUUGAACCUGGCAAAAUCUGCACGGUUACUGGCUGGGGCAGUGCAACAACAGAUGGAAAAAUGAAUGAGAAGUUACAGCAGCUGAAUGUGCCCAUUCUGAGCCCAGAGUCCUGUGCCACAUACUACCCUGAGGUCACCGACAGGAUGUUCUGUGCAGGAUUUACUUUACAAGAAGGCAAGGACACGUGCACGGGUGACUCCGGUGGACCCCUGGUUUGUCAAUCUCAGGAAAAGCGUUACUUUCUAUGUGGAAUAACAAGCUGGGGUGCGGGCUGUGGAAACAGCCCAAAACCUGGAGUCUACACUUUUGUCUUACACUUCACUGAAUGGAUACACAAGCAAAUGACCUCUCAUUGUGACCGAGAUGAUACAGGCAUACUGCUCCAGUCUACAUCAACUCAACUUCCAUCAUGGAGGACUGAAAACAAGUUAAAAAGAAAUUUAUUAAAAGAUAAAGCUCUUCAACAUGUGGAUAACAGCAGAUAUCAAAAUGACUCACAAACAAUGCAGCUGACUAAUGAGUGCAAAGAUGUUGUUAUAAAGCAGGAGAAAGGCCAAAUACAAUCUCCAAGUUAUCCCAAUCCCUACCCAAACAACAUCAAUUGCCAAUGGAGAAUCAUUGCGCCAAAGAAUAUGUUUAUCAAAGUGAAAUUUCGAGAAAUCAGCAUUAGCGCUCAUGGAGGAAACUGCUCUGAUUUCUUUGCUUUGUACGAUGGAACAUGGAAAAACAAGAAAAUGAAAGCCAAGUUUUGUGGUGAUGCAAAUCCUUGCACCCUUUGGUCCAGAGGAGAGGAAAUGACAAUGGAGUUCAAGGCUGACCAUCAGGGGUCUGCCGCCGGAGUCAGCCUGGAGUACAGCAUUCAUGCCUCAAUGGAAGAACAACCAUAAAUAACACAUGGCUUACAAAAAUCAAAGAGUAUCUGCAUACUACAUUGUGAUUUUAUAACUGUGAUUUACAAUUAAUGCCAAAUAUAUAAUAACAUGAAAAUGUGAUUUUUAGCUUUAAGAGUUCUCUUUCUUGCAAAACAGAUCAGAAGUGAAUGCAAUGAAUAAUAAUGUAAUAUUAAAAAAACUGUAUGGAAAUAAAUGCUUAUUGUCUUGAUUUU
Erpetoichthys calabaricus (reedfish) is the source of this 3214-nucleotide messenger RNA. Its product is annotated as ovochymase-2. The transcript has 23 exons. Gene Ontology annotation, molecular function: serine-type endopeptidase activity. The record is from RefSeq and is a predicted model, not a curated record. Gene Ontology annotation, biological process: proteolysis; acrosome reaction. NCBI's taxonomy places the organism in Eukaryota, Metazoa, Chordata, Cladistia, Polypteriformes, Polypteridae. Bases 24 to 2996 code for a protein of 990 amino acids.